AUGACUUUCCAGGAUUCAUAUCUAGGAGUGACAUUUUCAUCAUCAUCUCGUACAUUUAUGGGAUGGUUCAUUGGAUUUGUUUCUAUUUUCAGUUUAAAUUUUAGAAGACCAUUUCAGCUAGCUUUAGCUGAUAAAAAUGCAACCACUAGUUUAUCUGUUUACAGUGGUGGACCGCCGGUUAUCAGACAAGAGGGAAAAAAGUUCAGACAAUACGCUGCCGCACUUUCCGCAACGGUUGGACCGUUCGCCGUGGGUACGGUGUUGGCUUGGAUGUCGCCCGCAUUGCCAAUGCUUCUGUCGGAGAGCUCGAAGAUCAAAGUAACACCCGAUCAAGGAUCAUGGGUGGGUUCUCUGAUCGCCAUCGGUGCCAUUUUUGGGUCUAUACCAGCCGGUAAAUGCGCGGACAUAUUCGGUCGGAAACCCGUCAUCGCCUGCCUCACCAUUCCGUUCAUCACUAGUUGGUCAAUAAUUUACUUCGCGACCGACGUAUGGCAGCUGUACGUAGCACGUCUGAUCGCCGGCUCCUGCCUCGGUGGAAUCACUGCCACCGUCCCGAUGUAUAUCGGCGAGAUAGCUGAAACCUCUAUCAGAGGAGAACUGUGCUCGUACGUCCAGGUGAACGUAACGCUGGGCAUAUUAUAUGUUUAUGCAAUCGGACCGUUCGUGAAUUACUAUUGGCUGGCCAUUAUGUGCGGUAUACUACCGUUGAUCUGGUGCAUCCUGGUUAUAUUGGUACUACCGGAAUCGCCUACGUACCUUUUGAAAUGUGGCAGGAAGGAGGAUGCGGAAAAAUCGUUGGUGUUGUUGCGCGGGAAAGACUACAACAUUUCCGGCGAGAUGAGUAUAUUGCAACAGCACAUCGAGGAGUCGAAAAAAUACACCGGAACUUUCAAGGAUAUGAUAUCAUCCAGGGCCACGAUCCGAGCGGCAAUAACCGUUUUAGGGCUGCUCAACUUCCUGUCGUGUUCGGGCAUAAACGUGGUAAUAUUCUAUGCGCAGUCAAUAUUCGAGAACAGCAACUGCAGCGUAUCUCCAAAGGUCUGCUCUAUCAUCAUCGGAGUCUUUCAAGUCAUAUUCACAUUCGCGUCCUCGCAACUGGUGGACAGGGCCGGUCGGCGGGUACUAUUGCUGAUAUCGGACUCCGUCAUGGCCGUAUGUCUCGGCACUCUGGCCUAUUACUUCUGGCUGCAGGAGCACGGCGUUGACGUGUCAUCGUUUAGCCUGAUACCUCUGAUCAGUCUGGGCGUGUACGUCAGUACGUUCGCACUGGGAUUCGGACCCAUACCGGGCGUUAUGAUCGGCGAGUUGUUCAGUCCGGAAUUCAAGGGGUUGGCAAUCGGCAUCGUGUGCGUGCUCGCGUCGUUGAUCGAGUUCUGCGUCGUCAAAACGUACCAGACACUGUUGAACUACUGCGACCACGGUAUCACGUUCGCCAUAUUCGCCGGGUUUUGCGUACUAGGUACCAUGUUUGUGUGGUUCCUAGUGCCGGAGACGAAAAACAAGACUCUCCAGGAGAUCCAGGAGGAGCUCUCCGGCAAGAAAAAACCUAAAGUGCGGAACGCGGACCAGUCGCAGGACGCGACGGGAUCGUAG
This is a messenger RNA of Rhopalosiphum maidis (corn leaf aphid), 1593 nucleotides long. RefSeq names its product facilitated trehalose transporter Tret1-2 homolog. Bases 1 to 1593 code for a protein of 530 amino acids. Gene Ontology annotation, biological process: transmembrane transport; carbohydrate transport. NCBI's taxonomy places the organism in Eukaryota, Metazoa, Arthropoda, Insecta, Hemiptera, Aphididae. The record is from RefSeq and is a predicted model, not a curated record. Gene Ontology annotation, cellular component: membrane. The transcript is spliced from 5 exons. Gene Ontology annotation, molecular function: sugar transmembrane transporter activity.